Molecule: messenger RNA, 2522 nt
Organism: Haplochromis burtoni (Burton's mouthbrooder)
Lineage: Eukaryota; Metazoa; Chordata; Actinopteri; Cichliformes; Cichlidae
Product: dehydrogenase/reductase SDR family member 11
Exons: 7
Coding region: 840-1607 (255 amino acids)
Source: RefSeq, a predicted model, not a curated record
AUUUAUGAAGAUGAUUUUAACUUGUCAUUAAACAGUUUUAUGAAGUUGUUAUAGACAUUAUAUACUAAGGUAUGAAAUAAUCAAGUAAUUAUUUUGGGGGGAACUUUGUUGUACUUCCCUAUCUAAUUGCACUUCACGGAUAUUUGUUAGAAAAACUUUAUGGUGUAAAACAUUAAACCUUAAGUAUGAAAAUAUCUGAAAAUAUAUAUUUCAGUAUUCAAAAAGAAUUGCUUAACAUAGUUAAGAUAAAACAUACAUAAAUCAGUGGUAAAAUAGCUCAUAUAUAUUUCUAUAAUGUCCAUUCCACAUUACUAAUACCUGCAAAUAAGUGAACAAACCAAUCCUAAAAAUAUUUGCAUAAAUCUAUCCAUCUAUUUAUCGUUAUAUAAACUCAACUUUUCCUGUGUCCGUUUAGAAGCACAUUAGAUGGUGCAAAGGAAUGUAUAGCCAGUACUGAAAUAAAUACUAAUACUAGAUGUGACUCUUAAAUUUAAGUCGGAGUUUUACUUGCUGUUGAUCAGUUUGUGCAAUCUGAAUUCCCUUGGAAGUAUUUAAUUACAACAACAGAGCUGAUUGAUCUGUUUUCCUAUGUUUGCACCUUAUUUUAAUGCAGCACACAAACCUGUUUUAGAGCGUGGGGCGUAGCGUGGCACCAGGGUACACUCAGGAGGAGGAAGAGUUCUGCUGUGCCAAUGUGCUGCAGCCUCGGUGUCAGUUAUGUUUGAGAUGUUUAUAUAAAUGCUUUAUAUCACAGGACACUCGUCACUCACGCUCUCUUUAUACUUGUGAUUCUUUCCUUGUUCUUUCGUGCGUGUCUGAACACCGGCGUCCGGGCUGUGAUGGAGCGCUGGCGGGGCAGAGUGGCUCUGGUGACCGGAGCCUCGGUCGGGAUUGGGGCGGCUAUAGCUGUAGAGCUGGCACGGCUCGGAAUGAAAGUGAUGGGCUGCGCCAGGGACGUCGGAAAAAUACAGAAACUGGCAGCAGAGUGUCAGAGCGCCGGCCACUCUGGUGUUCUGGUGCCUUUCAAGUGUGACUUGACCAAAGAAGAGGAGAUUCUGGCCAUGUUCGCAGCGAUCAAAGAGCAGCACAGAGGCGUGGACGUGUGCAUCAACAACGCCGGCUUGGCUCACCCAGAGCCGCUGCUAAAUGGCAAAACCAGCGGCUGGAAGAACAUGAUGGAUGUGAACGUUUUUGGAUUGAGUAUCUGCGCGCGUGAAGCAUAUCAGUCAAUGAAAGAGAGACAUGUUGACGAUGGGCACAUCAUAAACAUAAACAGUGUAUGUGGACAUCAUGUGAUUCCCCAUGCUGAUGUACAUUUCUACACCGCCACCAAGUUUGCUGUAACCGCUCUGACUGAGGGCUUAAGGCAGGAGCUCCGUGCAGAAAACACCCAUAUCCGAGCCACGAGCAUUUCUCCCAGCUUAGUGAAGACUGAAUUUCCUUUGCGGCUCUAUAGCAACAAUCCAGAUAUAAAAGCCAGAGUUUUCUCUGCAUAUAAGCCUUUGGAAGCAAAAGACGUUGUCAACGCUGUUAUAUACGUGCUCGGUGCCCCUCCUCAUGUUCUGAUUGGAGAGGUUCAGAUGCUAGCAACAGAGCAGAAGUCUUAGAGUUGCACCACGAGACGCUCCUGAAUUAAUAAGACCAAUUCUUCUCCUUUAUGAAGCUGACGACCAGCAUUGGGUGUAACAUGCUGCUGUAAUCAGAUUACAUUUUUCAGUAAUACAACACAGUUGUAACAAUUAUAGCACUACUGGCCUUUUAAAGGUUCUUCCAAUCAUCUGGAGGAUGGCCAAAUAGAAAGAAAAAACUGUUAAUCAUGUCUUGCUGUUGCUCUAUAACCAGCUGAUUUUAGUUCGUGUGUAAGCAGCAGGAAAAUUGUAAAAUGGGAAUCAACUUCUGAGGAGUAAAAAUAAGGACAUUACUUGUAUUUCUUGUAUUGCAUGAAUUGACAAGAGCACAAUGGUAAAAGCACAAACUGCAUCCAUGAUGGAAGCAACUGCAUUAUACAACUAACUCAACAUUAGCUCUUUGCAAAUAUCUGCACACACACCAUGCAAACACAAGGCUAGUUAAAAGCCCAGAGAGAUAUUAAAGCUGAGUGUAUGCUAACCCCAGCCCAGCAGCCAGAGCCUCAUCUUAAACAUCUAACAAAUGCAGUGAUGAGGUUGGAGGUUCCAUUUCUACCCACUCUACCUGUUUCUACAGUGUAAUCACAGUGGCAGUCUUUUUUUAAACAGUGUUAGAGCUGGUUUUCAGCGUUUAGAAUUAAACGCUAAAAGAAAUGCGUAUCCACGUAAGUUAGGGAUUUGUGUCAGUGUGUAGGGCUAUAGCUUAAGGUCAUGUUGUUCUUGGUAAUUAUAUGAUAGUGUACUUCAGGGAAUCUUACAGAGUAGCAUCUCACAGGUAAUGUGAGUAAUGACUGAAACACAGGGGACAGUUUAUGAUCUGGUCCUUAAAUAACUUUAUGAUGUUUGUUCUGAAUAAUUUCACUAAUUUAUCUAAUAAAAUGGUGUUCAAGGAAA